This is a messenger RNA of Rhizopus microsporus ATCC 52813, 849 nucleotides long. RefSeq names its product FKBP-like protein. NCBI's taxonomy places the organism in Eukaryota, Fungi, Mucoromycota, Mucoromycetes, Mucorales, Rhizopodaceae. Bases 1 to 849 code for a protein of 282 amino acids. Gene Ontology annotation, molecular function: peptidyl-prolyl cis-trans isomerase activity; protein binding. The record is from RefSeq and is a predicted model, not a curated record. The transcript is spliced from 5 exons.
AUGCAAGUUGAGCAACUGACCAAAGAUGGAGCAGUAACAAAGAGAAUCAUCAAGGAAGGCUUGGGUAAAACGCCAGAACCUAAGAAUAUAGUGAGUGUUCAUUACGAUGCAUAUCUAGUGGAUACUAAUACCAAGUUUGAUUCCUCGCGUGAUAGAAAAACAGAGUUCACUUUUCAGUUACGAGAUUCCAAAGUCAUUGAAGCUUGGGAACUUGCUAUUCCGACAAUGAAAGUAGGCGAGAUUGCAGAAGUGAUAUGUACUAGUGAUUAUGGUUAUGGUGACAAAGGACGAAAAUAUCUUGUUCCUUCCAAAGCAAAACUACGUUUCGAAGUAGAGCUGUUAGGAUUUUGGGAAAAGUCGGGUACAGCUCCUGAAAGAAUAGCAGCUGCUCAUAAAAAGAAGAACGAAGGAAACGAGUUGUUUCAACAAGGAGCUAUAGAAACUGCAUUGUUUACUUAUAGAAAGGCAAGAGAGUACGUUAAGGAUUUGUGGGACUGUGAACCAGAGGAACUAGAUGAGGCGCGUCAAUUGACCGUGGCCCUUCAUCUGAACAUUGGUGCCUGUCAUCUGAAGCUUAAACAGUAUGAUAAUGCAAUAGACACCUGCAAGGAAGCCUUGAGUAGAGAUCACACGAACAUAAAGGCGUAUUAUCGUUUGAGUCAAGCCUAUAUGGAAAAGGGCGAGUAUGAUGCGAGCUUGACCUUUAUAAAUCUUGGCCUAGAGCUUAAACCCAAUGAUAAAAGCCUUCAAGCUUUAAAAAAGUCAGUAGAACAAGCACAGCAAAAGUAUUUGAAAAGCAGCACUUCCUUGUACAGAAAAAUGUUCAGUACCCCACAACCAGAAGAAUAG